Pseudophryne corroboree (corroboree frog) is the source of this 2630-nucleotide messenger RNA. RefSeq names its product arylsulfatase D-like. The transcript has 11 exons. Gene Ontology annotation, molecular function: arylsulfatase activity. Lineage: Eukaryota; Metazoa; Chordata; Amphibia; Anura; Myobatrachidae. The record is from RefSeq and is a predicted model, not a curated record. Bases 103 to 1851 code for a protein of 582 amino acids.
UGAAAUACUUGGGAAACGAAAUCCAGGAAGAAGCAAAGAAGUGAGAAGCUGUGCAAGUCUGCAAGUGCCCGAUAGAAAUCUGAAUGUAUUUCAGUAUAAAGAAUGAAACUAACUACAAAGCUGGGGCUUUUUCUGAUUAUCUUAAAUUUAGUCACUGCCACAUUAUCAGCAAAUCCUAAACCAAACUUUGUGUUGAUGUUGGCUGAUGAUCUUGGUAUUGGAGAUAUUGGUUGCUAUGGCAAUGACACAAUAAGGACACCAAACAUUGAUAAACUUGCAAAAGAAGGUGUUAUAUUAACUCAGCACAUAGCAGCAGCGUCAAUAUGUACCCCAAGCAGAGCUGCAUUUAUGACAGGAAGAUAUGCUCUGAGGUCUGGUAUGGAUACAUGUGGUGGAAAUCGUGCUUUAACGUGGAUUGGUGUAUCUGGUGGACUGCCCCCUAAUGAGACCACAUUUGCAUCAGUACUACAGAAGAAAGGAUAUUCUACUGGGAUUAUAGGAAAAUGGCACCUGGGUAUGAACUGCAAAUCGCUCAAUGAUUAUUGUCACCAUCCUCUAAGCCAUGGUUUUGAUUAUUUCUACGGUGCACCCUUUACCCUCAUCCAUGAGUGCCUACCUGGAGGAUGGCUGGAACUUGAUGUUCCAUUUCGAGCCCAAUUGAGAUUUUUUACUCAGCUUAUCGCUUUUGCUGUUAUGACAUUAGUAAUUGUUAGAUAUACCAAUAUGAUUUCUAUCAGUGGAAAAGUAAUUGCCUGCAGUGCAUUGUUUGGCCUAUUGUUUUUCAUUACAUGGUACCUAAAAUAUGGUUUCAUACACUACUGGAGCUGCAUACUCAUGAGAAACCAUGAAAUUGUGGAGCAGCCAAUGAAUUUAGAAAGGAGUGCAUCUCUGAUUGUGAGCGAGGCACGGGAGUUCAUUGAAAGAAAUAAAAAUGUUCCAUUUCUGUUGGUCGUUUCUUUUCUCCACGUUCACACUCCAUUGAUUUCCACAAAAGCUUUUACUGGGAAGAGCAAACAUGGACUUUAUGGGGAUAAUGUUGAAGAAAUGGACUUCAUGGUUGGUUCUGUACUUGAUGCUAUUGAUAAUGCUGAAAUACAAAAUAACACAUUGGUGUAUUUUGCCUCCGACCAUGGGGGGCACUUAGAGAACCGAGCUGGGAACCUUCAAACUGGUGGAUGGAAUGGAAUUUACAGAGGUGGAAAAGCCAUGGCUGGCUGGGAAGGUGGUAUUCGUGUCCCAGGGAUAUUCAGGUGGCCUGAUGUGAUUCCUUCUGGCACAGAAACUGAUGAACCCACAAGUCUUAUGGAUAUCUUCCCAACUGUGGUCCAUUUAGCUGGUGGAGAAUUGCCGACAGACAGAAUUAUUGAUGGCCACAACCUAAUGCCUCUUCUUACAAAGAAGACAUCUCACUCAGAGCAUGAGUUUCUUUUUCACUACUGUGGAAAUCAUUUACAUGCAGUGCGCUGGCACCAAAGGGAAAGUGGCGCUAUUUGGAAAGCUCACUAUGUGACUCCAGUAUUUCACCCAGAAGGUGCAGUGGACUGCUAUGAUAUAAUACUCUGUGUCUGUGAAGGGGAUCAUGUCGUCCACCAUAAACCUCCACUAUUAUUUGAACUAUCAGCUGAUCCUUCAGAAUCCAGUUCUCUUCAGCCUGAUGAUGACCCACGUUAUAAGGCGGUACUAAGCAGAAUAGAGAUUGCAGUUACAGAGCACCAGAAGACUAUCCAUGUUGUGCCCCAGCAGCUGUCACUCUGGAAUAAUGGCUGGAAGCCAUGGCUGCAGCCAUGCUGUGGUACAUUUCCUUUCUGCUGGUGUGAUAAAGAAGACAGUAAUGUAACAUACAUUAUUUGAUAUACCUCACAUUAUAUUUUGGCGAUCUUAUGUUGAAGUUAUUGAUCCUCACUCAUGGUGGUAUGUCAUGUUGUCACCUAGGUGGUGCCUGGAUCGGCUCUGGGUAAUGACUUUGUUUGCCCUCCUCAAAUGUGAGAAUUCUAUUAAUUGUUAUUUUAAGAUAAACUUAAUUUCACAUCCGGAGAAUGGCCCAAGAGCAAAGCACAAAUGUAGCAACUUGCUACAUGGUGAGGUUUUUUUAUGAAUAGCAGAAAAGCUUGGAAGUAACAGUGAUGGAAAUUAAUGUAUUAAAAUUCUAUUCAACAUUUAAACACAUCUAUAAAUCCUUUACUUAGCUACUCUUCACUAUAUACACAGAAAGCAUAGUCCGUAGUCAGCACUCCAGUUGUCUGUGAACUACAGUAUAGUGCUCAGUGACUGGUUGACCACUUAUUAGCCAAUGGUAUCAAUCCCACUUGUAUACAAUGGAGUAAAAGCAAAGUUAGUUAACUUCUACCUGCUGCUCACAAUCAUAAUUUCUAAGUACUGCAGAUAAAAGUCAAAGGAAUAAAUAUACAAUACGUACUAACCAGAAGUCUUUUGUACUUAAGAUUAUUGCCCCUUUAAAUCCAGUAUCCAAAACUGACAAAGACAAGACAGUCAUUUUACCCCUAAGUGGCACUGUGAUUAAAUCAGGAUACAUACAUCGUUUAUGCAUAAUUCUGUGUAUUUUUAUCGGUGUCUGACAAUAAGUAUUGUCCAUAACGUAACUGCAUUAAUAAAACAUUUCUUUGCAUUCU